Molecule: messenger RNA, 591 nt
Organism: Penicillium canariense
Lineage: Eukaryota; Fungi; Ascomycota; Eurotiomycetes; Eurotiales; Aspergillaceae
Exons: 1
Coding region: 1-591 (196 amino acids)
Source: RefSeq, a predicted model, not a curated record
AUGACUACUGCAGCGGUCCCUGAACCACGACGCCCAAUAGUCCAUUUGAAUGGCUUCCCGGGUGUCGGAAAGCUCACCAUCGCCCGCUUUCUUCUAAAGCUAUUGCCCUUCGCAAAACUCGUCCAUAACCACCUCCUAAUCAACCCAGCCGACGCUAUUCUCCACCGCACCCAGCCAGGUUAUCAAACUCUACGCCGCGCAAUUCGACAAACCAUCUUCUCCGCCCUCACCAGCGAGCCUGCGACAUUCGACACGACUUACAUCUUUACGGAUUUUCAGAGCGACGACGAACUCGGUGCGGCUGUGUGCGCGGAAUAUCUCGCCACAGCAGAAGUACGACGUGCAGCUUUUAUUCCCAUUAUGCUUUUCUGCGACGAAAAGACCAACAUGCAGCGCCUAGUUUCAUCGGAUCGAGAGUUACACUCAAAGUUGACAGACGUGGAGCUUGUUAGCAAGUUCCGCCUCGAGGAGGAUGUCCAUCGCUUCACCGGCCACCCGAACUAUUCAGAACUCGAUGUGUCUAAUCUCACGCCGGAGGAGGCGGCAAGACAGAUAUAUGAGCAUCUAAAGCAUAUAUGCCCAGAAUUGUAA